AUGGGAACGCUACCGCCUGUUGUGCACAGCACAGCGAGGGCCAUCGCACCCCGCGAGUUCCUAGACGCCCUCCACGCAACAUGCAACCCCAGGUUCCCCUACGACCGUGGGCGCUCCCACAAGCCCAUCGCCCUCGCCAUCAGCGGCGGUGUCGACUCCAUGGCCCUGGCCUACCUCUCUACCAAGAUCAGGACGACCGAUCAUUGGUUCAAGGUGGCUGACCACCCCGUCAGCAACCCUGUCGCUUUUGUUGUCAACCAUGAUCUGCGGAAGGGCAUGGUUGAGGAAGUCGACCAGGUAAUCAAGGCCCUGAGAGGGCUCAAGAUCUUUGCCUAUGUUGCCAAAAUCGACUGGGCCCAGGUAUUGGGCAAGGGUGUGGAUCCCAACACGGUGCCCAACAUUGAGACUCUUGCACGUCAGCAGCGCUAUCGGAAAUUGGGCACCUUCGCCAGGAACUGCAAGACCAUGUCUUUGCUCACGGCCCAUCACGAAGAUGACCAGUAUGAGACCAUUCUCAUGAGGCUGCUUUCCGGCCAUGGAUAUCGCGGCUUGAGAGGGAUGCGCCCGGCAACAGACAUCCCCGAGUGUUACGAUAUGCAUGGCAUCUACCAGAGCGGCUUUAUCGAUGACCAGAGGAGUAAGCACCCUGUGUGGAAUAUUUACCCAAACAGGGCCGAAAGGACCAAGAUAUUGCGAGCCUUACGUGAUGAUUUCCACUUCGACUUGGCCACGUUUGCUGAGAAGGCGGAACCCAUGAUGUGGAGGACAGAUCUCAAGGACGCUUUUUCUGCCGACCAGGACUAUGACGAGUGGAUCGCCAGGAGCAACAAGCCUGCCCCUCCGCUGCCGACGAUGGACUUUGAGGAUGGGGGAGUCAUGGUAUAUCGGCCGCUGCUACACUUCUCCAAGGAUCGCUUGAUUGCCACCUGCUUGGAGAAUAACGUUCCGUGGUUUGAGGAUCACACCAACAAGGACCCGACGUUGACCAUGAGGAAUGCCGUGAGGCAGAUGUGGAAGAAUCACCGCUUGCCAGAGGCGCUUCAGAAGCCGGCGAUAUUGCGAUUGGCAGAACGGUGCAGGAAGAGAGUGGCUUUUGAGGAGGCUGAAGCAGAUCGCCUGCUGCAGAGUGCUCUGGUCCCUCAUUUUGAGCCCAGUACUGGCACGUUGGUGGUACAACUGCCGAAAUUCCGACUCCCACGAGUGUCAAGAUUAUCGUCAAAGUCACCCGAGGGUCGCCAGAAGCGGCUUGAUCACCAUCGCUACAUCGCCGCUCUCCUGCUUCGAAAGCUGAUUUCCAUGGUCACACCGGAAAGAGAGCUCAACCAAGCUGGCCAGCUAGAUCAUCUCGCAUCUAUGCUGUUCCCCUCCCUGGCACAAGAUGGCGUCGAGCCACCACCUCCCAAGCCGUACGUCAUCUGCGGCGUACAUUUUGUACCCAUGAUGGGCCCCAACAGCCAACCCUUCCGCUGGCUCCUGACCCGCGCGCCCUACGCUUCGAAUGUCCCACGGCCUCGUACCGGUUUUUGGGCGCCCAACAUCAGAGGAAGAUGGGGCAAAAAACCGCACCAGUGGAAGACAACCGGAUGGUCAGGCUUCAAGCUGUAUGACGGCCGGUACUGGAUCCGACUGCUCAGCAGGCUGCCAGGUAAUCUUCAUGUCAUGCCAUUUGAGGCGGAGCAUCAGAAGCCGUUCAAAGAUGCGCUUGAUGAGCAAAGCAAGAAUGACCUCGCGGCUAUGCUCAAGCGGUAUGCGCCUGGCAAGAUACGGUACACUCUCCCUGGAAUAUACUCCAGGGUUGAUGUUACGGGAGUAAUACAACGCGAUGAAUACUGGCCGGAUAUUGAGGAACUGGACAAGUAUGGGGCCUUGCGUAAGCGUAACGCUGAUGGCCAGUGGGAAAUCCGAGAGGAGGCUGUAGAGAACGAAGAGAGCAAGGAUGUUGAAAAGAAAAGCUCGGACACGGUGGAACAGGAGCUGCUACACUCGUCAGCCAGUAAACGAGCCAGGCUGUUGCAGGCCAAGGCCUGGGAGGAUGACAUUACGGAAAGAAGGACAGAUAAUCCGCCCCAGCUGUUGGCGCUACCAACGCUGGGAAUUCAUAUACCGGGCUUGGAAGACUGGCUGAGGUGGGAGAUUCGGUACAGGAAGCUUGAUCCAGAUAUGCUGCUCACGGUGAAGCGGAGGAAGUUCAUGCCAAAACGGAGGAAGGUCAGGAGUCAGAUUCGAAUAUCGUAUCGGCAUAUAUUGCUGUCGGGGUUGAUCAAGCUGAGGUACAGUAGACCAGUACGGCGCCGAGAGGUGCUGAAGUCAAAGUCAAAAUAG
Molecule: messenger RNA, 2322 nt
Organism: Podospora pseudocomata
Lineage: Eukaryota; Fungi; Ascomycota; Sordariomycetes; Sordariales; Podosporaceae
Exons: 1
Coding region: 1-2322 (773 amino acids)
Biological process (GO): tRNA processing
Molecular function (GO): ligase activity, forming carbon-nitrogen bonds; ATP binding
Source: RefSeq, a predicted model, not a curated record